Messenger RNA from Effrenium voratum, 3885 nucleotides. NCBI's taxonomy places the organism in Eukaryota, Dinophyceae, Suessiales, Symbiodiniaceae. The record is from the annotation of a GenBank genome assembly.
GAGCUGAAGGAUUCCUCUGGGCGAGCGCGGUAUGCAGAUGUCAACCAGUGGCUGCUCAAUGUUCUCGCAGAGCCACACACCCAGAGCUGCUUGCAGGAGCUGGAGAAUGCUGUGACGGCCUGGCAUUCACCACCAACUUUGCUUACCUCCAUUCCUGCCGCCCCGUCCAGAGACGAGACCUUCAGCUUCGCAGUCGCCUGGAGAAAGCUUGGCUGGAAAGAAGACAAGUUCUGCCGCUUCGCGCCGUCCGUCCCCCAGGUCAUCGACUGCAGCACAUUCUUACUUGACAGGGAGGGCUGCAACUCCGAAGAGUCCCCCAUAGUCGUGUACUUUGAGGACGCUGCUGGAGUCGAGCUGCAGGAUGGUGUCAUUUGUGUUGAUUCUGGCUCUGGGUGCGUCACAGCGUGCCACAUGGUGCUGGCAGUGGCCGCACUGCGAGGGUGGCGCCAGCAGCCAUACUUCCAGACCUUGGCCCCCUACCUGUACAAGUGCAUGUUCUUGACCUGCCGCUAUGUGUAUGCCAAGGACUUGACGAAGCGCCGGCGACUCUCCAUUGUCAAGAAGAACGAAGUGACACAAAGGACCAUUCUCGCGAACUGCGUGGCUGAGCGGGGGCAGGGCAGCAACCUGCCAUUGCGCAAACUGGUUGAGGCAGAGCUUAGCAAGCUGGACCAGGCUGCUGGUCGCUCACAAGCAGGAUGCCUGUCCUCCGUGGAGAAGAAUGCGGUGACCUUCCUCUGCCUCACAACCGAGCCAAUCCGGCAGAAGGUCCGCCUCAUCUGGGGUGAUGAGAAGGUAGCCCACAGCGCGGUCCCGACGGAGUUCCUAGACAUUAAGGGGCAGGGGCGCUUCCUGAUGGAGACCACAGUGCCAGAGGAGAAGGCGGAGUGGCGGGAGCGGACGGCCCCUGCAGAAGAGAAGCUGUUGCUGUGGCUGGACCGGCUGUCUGAGGCCUUCAGCUGGCGGGUGCAGGAAGCGUACGAGAAGUCAGAGCGCCCAUCCAUGGACGCUGUCGCGCACAAGUUUCGGGACACUGAGCCAGAAAUUGUCUACAGGACUUGUUGCAUGUUCCUGGAGAGCAGCCCGGACCAGAUUGCCCUCAUGUCCUCUGAGCGACAGCAGCACUUGCUCCAAGACUUCUUGCGUGGCAAGAUCAGCAGCAUGGUCCCCUCAGCCAAGGCCAUGGACCCAACGCUGGAGCUGAUCAGGGUGCGCCUGGAGGGAGCGCGUGCAGAGUUUGCCCAACACGUCAGCAAGAUCAGCUCCCACGAGGAGCAGUGCGAGGUAAAGCGCAUGGAGGGGAAGGAGGCGGCCCAUCAGGCUCUCAGCAGCAUGCUGGAGGUGCACCUACAGCAGCUGUACACGGCCAGCAGCAUGUCUCGCACAGAGAACGAGGCCGCCACAGUCGAGCUCAAGCGCAGCAAGGUGGUGUCCAUCCACCGGCCGUCGUGGAGGAAGUUCAUGGAGGCAGCAGGCCGGACGGCUGCUGAGGCACCGCUCCCUGAGGGAACGGCAGCCGCUGAGCAGCACACCAUGUUGCGGCUGAAUGUGAUCGAUUGCUGCGCCAUGGGGCCCACGCACACGCAGCUCUAUCCAGAAAUGAUCGAGGAUGCGGCAAAGGAGGCUGCCACAUUCCCAGCCACCUUCUUCGGCAUAUGCAAGCUGCCGAAUGCCCCAGGCAGGCUGUGCAAGAGCGCUGAUCCACAGGCAGCUGUGGAGGAGGCGCAGAAUGCUGUCCGCGCCUCAGCUCGAGGACAUGAGCUCGCGAAACUCAUUCAUGAGGAAGUGGCAGAGGACAUGAGCUCGCGGAACUCAUUCAUGAGGAAGUGGCAGAGGAGCGAUCGCGUUGGCUGCCCAUUGAAGUGCAAGAAUUGCCUCACUAGGAGCCGGGCACAUCAGCUCGAGGAGCCGGGCACAUCAGCUCGAGAUGAGCUCAUUGAGGAAAUGGCGGAGGAAGAGCAGGAGUUUCAGGAUGAUGAGUGCAGCAGCCCUGGGCCCUUGGGACCUUUGCAACACUGCGCAGACAGCCGAGUGAGCUCAGAGGCUGCAGAGGAGGUGGGCUCGGAGGCAGGACAGUCCUGGGCCACGCAGGAGGCUUCCGCCCUCCUGGUGCGGGAGCCCGCUGCUGAGGACCAAGCCAACCUUUCCAUGGAGCAGAUGGCUGAAGAGGAGCACUUGCUCAGCUUCCGCAAGGACACGGAGGGUCGAGUGGCCAGCGGUGGUGAGGGACUUCCUCAGGACACAGCUGAGCCUGCGAUUCAAGACAAAGGCGCCCUCUCGCUGGCUGAUGCGGAGCAACUUCCCAGCCCCCCCGAUGAGGUUAAGUGGCGCACUCGAAAGUUGCUGCGUCCGGCGCCACUCUUGGGUGCGAACUUUGCUGGGCGCCGGCGCAACCCUACCAACCAGAGCCGCCUCGACGAGCUUGAGGAGGUAUUUGUUGAGCUGGUGCGCCGCUCUCACUCCUUGCCGUCGAAUGGCCAGAAAAUGCAGCGCUCUUUCUUUCAGCACUGCAAGGGUCGUGAGGACCUCGGCAAGGCUGCCCAAGAAUUUGCUGACCUACAUGGACUCUUCAAUGGGCCAGAGCCCGAAGAAGCCUGGCCUGGUGUCGUGCCAGCUCAAGGGCGUGGGCCGAAGGCUAUGAAGCGGCCCGCCACGGCAGUGCUGGCAAAGAGGCCAGCCAGCAAGGAGCUGAAGGAUUCCUCUGGGCGAGCGCGGUAUGCAGAUGUCAACCAGUGGCUGCUCAAUGUUCUCGCAGAGCCACACACCCAGAGCUGCUUGCAGGAGCUGGAGAAUGCUGUGACGGUCAUCGACUGCAGCACAUUCUUACUUGACAGGGAGGGCUGCAACUCCGAAGAGUCCCCCAUAGUCGUGUACUUUGAGGACGCUGCUGGAGUCGAGCUGCAGGAUGGUGUCAUUUGUGUUGAUUCUGGCUCUGGGUGCGUCACAGCGUGCCACAUGGUGCUGGCAGUGGCUGCACUGCGAGGGUGGCACCAGCAGCCAUACUUCCAGACCUUGGCCCCCUACCUGUACAAGUGCAUGUUCUUGACCUGCCGCUAUGUGUAUGCCAAGGACUUGACGAAGCGCCGGCGACUCUCUAUUGUCAAGAAGAACGAAGUGACACAAAGGACCAUUCUCGCGAACUGCGUGGCUGAGCGGGGGCAGGGCAGCAACCUGCCAUUGCGCAAACUGGUUGAGGCAGAGCUUAGCAAGCUGGACCAGGCUGCUGGUCGCUCACAAGCAGGACGCCUGUCCUCCGUGGAGAAGAAUGCGGUGACCUUCCUCUGCCUCACAACCGAGCCAAUCCGGCAGAAGGUCCGCCUCAUCUGGGGUGAUGAGAAGGUGGCCCACAGCGCGGUCCCGACGGAGUUCCUGGACAUUAAGGGGCAGGGGCGCUUCCUGAUGGAGACCACAGUGUCAGAGGAGAAGGCGGAGUGGCGGGAGCGGACGGCCCCUGCAGAAGAGAAGCUGUUGCUGUGGCUGGACCGGCUGUCUGAGGCCUUCAGCUGGCGGGCGCAGGAAGCUUACGAGAAGUCAGAGCGCCCAUCCAUGGACGCUGUCGCGCACAAGUUUCGGGACACUGAGCCAGAAAUUGUCUACAGGACUUGUUGCAUGUUCAGCCCGGACCAGAUCGCCCUCAUGUCUUCUGAGCGACAGCAGCACUUGCUCCAAGACUUCUUGCGUGGCAAGAUCAGCAGCAUGGUCCCCUCAGCCAAGGCCAUGGACCCAACGUAUCGGCCAAGGACCCAUCUACGCUUCUUGAGGGAAGCCAUGAGCAUGGCAUCUGGUGAUCAACAGGCGCUGCAGGCAGAAGAAGCGCAGGCAGAAGCUACCAGGAACAGCCAGAAGGCUAUGCUGCUUGACAGCCUUAACACAUGUGCCAGAUAG